AUGUCGGCCAGUGCUAGUGCCUCGCGACGUCAAGAUCAAGAAACGAGUGAAGAAGAGCUUGUAUCUCCUUCUGAGAAGAGUCAGUCACCCACAUUUACCUCACGAAGAAGAUCCACGCGGGCAGCUGCCUUGAAGGCGAACAGGGCAAGUGCGAAACAAGCUAGAAGCGAAGAUAGUCCUGUUGAUGAGAAUGUGAAUGGGAAUGAAGAUGAAAGUGAAAGUGAAAGUGAAUAUGAAGGAAAGGAUGAGGAUGAGCGAGAAGAUACAAGAUCAGAGAUUGAUUUGGAAUCGGAGUCGGGAAAUCGAGAAGAAGGUAUUCUCUCGAAUAGCGAAGGGGAGAGGUGGUUGAAAGUUGGAGAACCAUUUCCAUGGGAAGAAGUUGAGUGGUACCUUGACGAGUCGAUCGAGGAGGAUAUGAGGACUCAUCUUGGUAAGAGGAUUGAUAAAAUGAAAGGUUCUCAAACACUUGACCCUGGACAAGCCGACCUCCUACUGAUAAAUCCUCAUCCUAAUCGUAUAAAUCAUGAUCGAUCAAAACAUCUAUGCGGACUGGGCCACGUACAAAGGAAACUCGCACGGGUGAUACCUUAUGAUUGGUUAUCGAAAUGUUAUUUCACAAAGCACGUCGAACCUCCACCCUCACCUUCUGUUCAACCUAUUUUUCUGGAGGAGAAGGGUAAGGGAUUGAGAGUGGCUGUCUUGAAAUUGGGUGAAGGGGUGGACGGCGAUAAGUUGAGGAGAAGUGUGAUGGUGGAUCUUGAAACCAACGGAGCGAUGAUAGUUUCUUCACCCAUCAAUGCGGAGGUCGUCAUCUUACCCCCUUCACACCCUUAUAACACUACACCGCCGAAACAAGAUGAGCUUAAACACAUCACCUGGCAUACGCCCGAUUGGGUUAGAGAGAAGAUCGAAAUCGCCCGCCAUGCACCGAAAUCCAAGGCGAACCCGAAGUUGUCAAAAGGUGAAUCAAAGAGCAAUGACAAAUCAAAACCAAAAAAGCGGCCGAGUCUGAAACCUGUAAAAUCAAAAUCGGCAGUCAAUAGAGGCAGAUCUAAAAGAGAUAGCAGUGGUGAAAGUGAAAGUGAUUCAGAAGACUUCGGACCUAGUCAGAGAAGGACAACUUCGAGAACCGAAUUUACACCUUCCGAUCGAGAUUUCCUAGCUCGUUGGCUAGCUUACCAUAGACCUGAUCAAGUGGGAAGAACCACGAGAAGCUUGUAUAAAAGGCUUGAACGAUACAGCCCGUCCCAUCCAUUCUUCAAGCAUGCUUCUCGUCAUCCCCAUUCGGCAUGGCACGAGCAUUUCAAGCGCAAUCGAUCGAAGUUAGGUAUGGAUGGGAAAGUGUUGGAGGAUCUGGUGGAUGAAUACGUUGACAAGGGGAUCGAUCGUCGACUCACAACCAGAAUGGAGAGGAAAGGCAAAGGGAAGGAAAAAGCUACCGCCAACAAGGUUAGGGAGAACGAGAACGAUGAGGGGUCGGAAUACGAGGAUAAUGAUGCGGCCGAGAUUCGAGCGGUUCGGAAAAAAGGAGGUGAGAAGAGGAAAAUUGUGAGAAGUGCUAGGAAAGUGACUAGUCCGACUGAAUUGAGAGAUGGAAAUGCUACGCAUAACAGUGAACGAGGACAUAGUGAGAUACCGGUGGUCAAUGAUAAUCCGGAAGAUGAAAAUGCAGAUUUGCGAGAAGAAGUGGGAGAAGAAGAUACAGACGGCCAUGGCGAUGAGCCGGAUGGUGGAAAUCAGCAUCAAGACGUCGAUCCUCUCCAAGUCGAUCAUACGAACAAUGGUGAUCAGGAUGAGGAUGAAAAUAUGAAUAAACAUGUUUUGGGUCAAGAAGAAGUUGUGGUCGCUAGUGGGAGAGAAGAUUUGGAAGUUGUUAUUGAAGCCUCGGAAGGAUCUUCCCAGACGAGCACCAAUGAAUCAAAGUUGAUGGAGAAUCCCGCAAUCGAAGGGUAUAGUGAUGCAUCGUAUAAAGGCAACGAGGCAGAGGUGGCUCAGGAUGGAAAUGAAACGGAAGGUAGAGAGAUUAAAGGACGCAACGAGGUUAAGUUCGUGAAUGUAAGGUUUUUACAGGGAGAAGGUGAGGAAGAAGCAGUGGGAACUCAGAGGAGAUCGAAGAGGUUACGAAGGGUAUGA
This is a messenger RNA of Kwoniella mangroviensis CBS 8507, 2133 nucleotides long. RefSeq lists its product as uncharacterized. Bases 1 to 2133 code for a protein of 710 amino acids. NCBI's taxonomy places the organism in Eukaryota, Fungi, Basidiomycota, Tremellomycetes, Tremellales, Cryptococcaceae. The transcript has 6 exons. The record is from RefSeq and is a predicted model, not a curated record.